UUACGGCCCAAGGACAGAUUCGAACUAAAACACCCUUUAUUUGUGGACUCAUUUAGCUUUAAGGAUAAAUCAUACUAUUGUAUGAUGUUAGGUCCUUUCGUAUUAUUGCUCUCUGCUGCCACGGCCUGGAGUCAAUUAGGUAAGUGAGGGAUGCGAUGAUACAAUCUUACCUGAACUUCCUUGACGUUCACCCUGUUGUUACUUUAACCGCCUUUACUGAUUAUCUACGUCUGAUACUAUACUAUUAUCACUGUUUGCACCGAUUCGGGAAGAGACAUUGUUGAGAGUACUGACAAAGGCAUGAAAGUAUUAGUAGCCCACUUCGAACUCGUAGUUCUUUUAAGCCAUUCCUUUACUGUGAUUCCAAAGUCUUGGGCGUAGUUCAAAGUACUAAAUGUUUUGUGUUGAAGUGAGAAACCGCGUGUAUGUUUUCCACCUGCGUUCACGUUGACAGACGUUUUUUGUACAGAUUUUACAGAUUUUGCCGACAUCCUCUUUCGCGUCUCAAUGUUACCUUUUUCGCAGACGUACCUUCUUCGCUUAGUUCAAAAGCCUCAUAAAGAUAUCCGAGGGUUUUAAGAGAUGAAACUGCCGAAACUGUUUCAGAAAUACCGGUUUAAACACUAGCUUUUCUUUCUAUUAAAAAAGUCUCAAUAGUAAGAACUCCAACAUCAGUUCCAAAAAAUUAAUUAUUUCUCGUAAGUAAAAAUUCCAUGUACAAGAAAGAUUGCUGAUUUCUUUGCACCUUCAGAAAUUCUUUUUUGCCAAAUCCAGUGCUAACAGUCACAGCUUUUUUUAUUUGGGUAGUAAUGUUUAACUUGACGAUCUUAUUAUUGUUUCUGUGAAAACAGUAUUUUCCUUUUCCGAACACAGAAAUCUUGUAAAUAUUAGAAGAUGAAUUAUUCGUUGAGAAAACUAACACUUUCUGUUUGUUUGGUACUGCCCUCUGGUGCCUUUUGCACAUAGUAAUAUCUAGUUAAUGUGCCACUGGGUCAUCAGCGGAACAGAAAAAUAUCAGAAAAUAACAUUUCUGUUUGCAAGCCUUUGUUGCUUUCAUUAACAUUAAUAUAAUAUCACUUAACUGUUAACUUUUCAUUUAUCAGUUAACUACUAAUUUUUUGGCCAGUUAUCAGUUAACUACUCUUUUUUUUUUCGCCAAAUAUCAGUUAACUGUUAACCCCAUUCGCACCGUCGUUCUGGUCGUCCUUGAAUUAUACGUGUACGCCAUAAGUCAAAUUUUAUAGCUUAUGACUUUGCAUAAAUUCCAGAAAUGCUAUUUUUAUCUCGGUCAUCUUUCUCCUAACUUAUGAUCAAAACAAUGAAAAACCUCACCGAGGUAAAAAAUAGCUUCCUUGAUCCGGUUUCCUAAUCAUUUCUUUCGAAGACAAGCAUCGCUAACGUAUUUGUAGAAUUUCUCAUUCGUUAGCUCUCACGAAUGAAUGAAAAAAUAUAUUGAGGUUUUUUCCGGUGAAUUUCACUCAAUUAAUCUUCCUUGAAUUAUUUGACAUCGCUUAAAAUAUACGCCUUAAAAUAUAAACCCAAGAAGUCCAUGCGAAUUCACGGAAAACCCGAAAAAAAAAUAGAUUUUUUUUGAUCUCCGCGGGUAAUGUUCUACCUCAAAAAAAUCCUUUUGCACAAAAAAAAAAUCGGGAAAAUAAUGGAUGUACAACUAUCUAGGGAAAAAAAUCAGUCAUUUGUAAUUUAGCCAAUUUUCAAUACCAUUUUUUAACCUAAAAAAUCCGUAUAUUUUUAAUAUCUUAACCACACAAACUCGGGAAAGUCUAGGGCCUCAAUACGACAAAUUCAUUCGGCAGAUUGAAAUAAUGUAUAAUAAAUAACUGACCGAGCCUGUUAACCUGGCCCUGCCAAUUCAAAACAUCAUAUCACCGAUUACAGAAAAUAAGUAUUUUUCGCUUCCACUUAUUGAUACAAUUUGGAUGUAUUUUAAAAAUAACAUACAUAUGUUGCAGCAAAGCCAAAACAUUGUCAAACGCGACAAUAUAAUUGCGAACAUCUAUGCUCAUUAAUCUUACUUAAAUAUAUUCCCAUGAUAUCAAAUUAUGUUAUUUUUUAUCCUUCUAGUUUCAAUAGUUUUUUUCAUACCACGAGUUGCGAGUUUUUGCCCAUUUCUCAGAUUAUUAUACCGUGCUUUUUCGUCAUAAGCUAGCACUCGAGCAGGCAAUUGUUUAAAUGCUGUCUUCAGACGGAUGGAAAGUCUAUAGAACGUUUGGGAUAUACAUCGAUCUUCACAUGUGCAAACUUAUAAACUAACAAAUUAAAAAUUAGUAUGAUAAUGUAUAUUUAGCCCGUUCAUGAAAAACAUUUAGUACUGAUCAUAAAUUUGCUUUUUGGUCUGAUUCAGUUGAUUGGUUCGACGCGUGCUAAGUUCGAUGUCUGACGCAACAGACGAUCUUAAUUUAAUUUAGGUCCACCCAAAUUACGGUUUGAUUCGUCUCAUGAGACGUUCCACACUGACGACUCCGUUGUGGUUGCAAGAUUUAAAGUAACUACUAUUGGGAAUUUUACUUAGUUAAUGCUACUCCUUCUUUUGGCCGGUAGGCCUCACUCGUUUAUUUAACACAAAUGACUCAAAAAUAAAACAGCUGUAUAUGUAUGUGUGUACCUUUAUCUCAUAGUGCUUUGUUGAAAAUAACUAAAAAUCAUUUUAAUUUUAUUUCAAAAGAUAAAGAUGAGUGCGCACUAGCUAACGGUGGAUGUCAGCACACGUGUACAAACACUUAUGGAAGCUAUAAGUGUUCCUGUUACAGUGGAUACCAGUUAAAACCUGAUGGCUUAACUUGCCAAGGUAAA
Messenger RNA from Porites lobata, 2811 nucleotides. The record is from the annotation of a GenBank genome assembly. NCBI's taxonomy places the organism in Eukaryota, Metazoa, Cnidaria, Anthozoa, Scleractinia, Poritidae.